Knipowitschia caucasica is the source of this 417-nucleotide messenger RNA. NCBI's taxonomy places the organism in Eukaryota, Metazoa, Chordata, Actinopteri, Gobiiformes, Gobiidae. The record is from the annotation of a GenBank genome assembly.
AUGUUUUGGUGGGGAUGGUUGGUGAAGGAAGCGUCCCCCGUGGGUUGUAGGUUGAUGGGGGGUUGGGGUGGGGGGGUGGGGGGGGUGUGGAAGAAGCAGUUCCCCCCCCCUGUGUGUUGGUGUGGGUGGGGUGGGUGGGGGUGUGGUGGAAGAAAAAAAAAGCGUCCCCCCCCCCCCCACCCCCCUCCCCUUGUGGAGGUUGGUUGGGGGGGUGGGGGGUUGGGUGUUGGGGGGAGGGGGGAGUGGGGGGGGGGUGGGGGUGGGAUUGGUGUUGGGGUGGGGUUUUUGGUGUGGGUGUGGUGGGGAUGGGGUGGGGUGUUGGGGUUGUGUGGGGGGGGGUGGGUGGUGGGGGUUUUUGGUGUAUUUGGGUGGGGGUGGGGGGUGGCCCUUUUUGUCCAAACCGCCUGGGUGGGUUAA